Messenger RNA from Pelobates cultripes (western spadefoot toad), 25606 nucleotides. The record is from the annotation of a GenBank genome assembly. Lineage: Eukaryota; Metazoa; Chordata; Amphibia; Anura; Pelobatidae.
AUGAACAGCACCAACGGGACCAAGCGGGCUCGCCACGACAGCUCCCCGCAGAGGGACGACGGCUACCAGACCCCCGAGAAGCGGGUGAGAGUGUGGUCCCCGGCGGCGGGCGCGGAUUACCGGGAGUGGAGCACGGAGGACGUGUGUCUGUUCCUGGCUGGCCACGGGCUCGGGGAGCUGCAAGCCGCCUUCAGAGGUACGGCAGCACGGUCUGCAGAGCACCCAGCAUGGGCCAUCUGUCACCUCGGGCUGUCACCGGGCACAGGGGGUACAGAGAAUUUAAUAUGGCAAUAUCUCACAUCUCAGGAUAAUAUAUAUAUUUAAUAUUUAUAGGUUAAUAUGUGGUCUAAUUUAAAUAUAUUUUAACCCCCUUAAGGACCAAACUUCUGGAAUAAAAGGGAAUCAAAAGUUAACAGCAUAACUUUGAAUAUAAUGGAAGGACAUCUCAAUAUUUUAUUUUAACUUUUUUUUUUUAAAGUAUUUUAAUCAUUACAGUUAGUUUAGCAGGGGUAGGCACUGCACUCCAGAUUUUGUGGACUACGUAUCCUAUUAUGCUCUGCCAGCGUUGUGGUUGGAAGAGCAUUAUGAGAGUUGCAGUUUGCAAUUCCUGGAGUGCCCAAGGUUGCUAUAGUGCUUUUAUAUUUGAGUUGUUUGCCCUCGUGUUUUUUAUAUUUUACUUUAAACUGCAGAUUUAAAGGUAAAUGUGUACAGAGAGUUGCCGCUGGCUUGACAGGGUUACCCCAGUCUGCACCUUGGACUGGGGGUGCCCUGUCUGCACUGCAUGUUCCUCUCUGCAGAGGGGUGUCAUUUUCUCUGCUGGCUGGGCAUGGUCACUCCAGUCUGCACAUUGCAAGGAAGGCACCCUGUCUGCACUGCAAGUUCCUCCCUGCACAGUCUGCAGAGGGGUGCCACUGUCUCUGCCGGCUGGGCAAGGUGACCCCAGUCUGCACCUUGCAUUGGGGGUGCCCUGUCUGGACUGCGAUCUUCUCCAUGUGCAGUCUGCAGAGGGGUGCCACUGGCUGGGCAGGGUCACCCCAGCCUGAACCAUGCACUUGGGGUGCCACUGUCUGUGCUGCAGGCUGGGGAUCAAGGACAAACCAGUGUGCAUAGCAUAUCACUGUUAUAGGGAGUUGAUUGAUAUGUACUUUGCUUGUUUGUACUGCAUAUCUUAGACUGACCGUAACAAAAGCUUGUUUAGACUUAGUAUCUAUUAUGAUAGGGUUUAUUUUUAUUUGUUCAUGGGCACUGAAACACAGAAGUCAAAUAAUAUUGUGUAGUUGCUAAACAAUAUCAGAUGACCCUGGGUUUAUCUUCAGAUAACUCUAGAAUACUUCAUUUAUCAACUACAAAAGGUAGUGUGUGGUUUUUUUGUUUUUUUUCCACAGUUAAACUGGCACUGUCAUGCCGAACUUAUCUUUCCCUAAUCGAUUCUCCCUCUGUCAGGAUCUGUUCAUUCCUUCCGGUCUGCUCUAAUUUUCUUUAAAACAUAAGACAAAGUAGUGACUACUUUGUUUUAUGGAGGUUUCCUACAGGUGACCAGCGGAGGAGCAAAGUGUGCUUCGUUUCCGGUGGUCAGAGCAAUUUUCCCACAAUUCUCACCUUUGAUCCGUGAUCUCGCGAUGCGUCCUGUCACUUAGGACACCUGUGAAACUACCGAAUGAGAACGGUUUGUUCAUUCAUGUUAGGACGCAAUUCGGGACAUUGUUUGGAUCGGAAUUUCAUUCGAAUGAAACUCCGAUCCUGUUAGUGCUGCGGCUGCAUCUUGCAGCUGCUUGUUAGAUAACUCCCUAAUUCCUCCAGUAUCAGGGAGCUAUCUACCACAAGGCUGAAAGACCUAAAUUGGUCUUUCAGUCAAAUCUACUAAUACUAAGAAAAGAUUACUUAGUAUUAGUAAAUUCUGCCCCUACUCGCUAUGCUGUGAGUAGGGGCAUGUCUUUUAAACGGUGAGCUGUGGCUGCUCACUUAUUUAAAAUAUAUAUAUAUAUAUAUAUAUAUAUAUAUAUAUAUAUAUAUAUAUAUAUAUAUAUAUAUAUAUUUUAACCUCCCCAUGGUGUGGCAUCUCUUAAAGGACUCAUUUUCCUGGCACUAUAGUGCCCUGAGAGUGCCCCCACCCUCAGGGUCCCCCCCCCCGCCGGGCUCUGGGGAGAGGAAGGGGUUAAAAUCUUACCUUUCUCCAGGGCGGGGAGCUUUCCUCCUCCUCCUUCCUAGCGACGUCAUCGGCUGAAUGCAUAUGCGCCGCGUGCGCAUUCAGCCAGUUCAUAGGAAAUCAUUUACAAUGCUUUCCUAUGGACGCUGGCGUCUUCUCACUGUGAUUUUCACAGUGAGAAGCACGCAAGCGCCUUUAGCGGCUGUCAGUGAGACAGCCACUAGAGGCUUUAGAGGCUGGAUUAACCCUCAGUGUAAACAUAGCAGUUUCUCUGAAACUGCUAUGUUUACAGCAGGCAGGGUUAGUCUUAGAGGGACCUGGCACCCAGAACACUUCAUUAAGCUGAAGUGGUCUGGGUGCCUAUAGUGGUCCUUUAACUCCUCCUCCAAGCUCCCACACGUGCCCCGCGAGUGGGGGCUAUUAAAGUAAACUUGUAAGCAAGCACCAGAAUUUUAAAUUGAGUCCUAUAGCUAACUGGAAGCCAGUGCAGGGACUGACAGGGGAGGUGCAGGCAGACAGGAAAAUGAGCCUAGCCGCCGCAUUCAUUAUAGAAUUAAAUCCCUUUAAAUAAAUAACUUACCAUUUGAUGUCGUCUUUUUUUCUAAAAACAACUUUUUUUCAGCCCCAAAAAAUGCAGAAAAGAAAAAAAAACGCUAAAAAAGUAAUCCAUCUUCACCCAUGGAGGGCACAGCGCAGACUGAGCUCUGCUGGGCGGGGAAAGGCUUAUAAAGCCUUCCCACUCCCUGCAAUUGGGCUCAGAGCGCUCUGGUUGGUUGGUUAAAGCCAACCAAUCAGAGUGCUCUGACAGGUAAGUCUCUACAUUUACCUGUCACAGCACUCUGGUUGGCUUUCAAGCCAACCAAUCAGAGUGCUCGGUGUCAUUUUACACAGCGUGGGAAAAUUCUUUGGAAUUUUCCCAUGCUGUGUAAUUUGACUCAUAACACUCUGAUUACAAUAAAUUCUCCCCCUCUUAUUGUUACUUUGGGCCCCCACCCGCCGCUCAAGGGUAGGGGCUGGGGUGGAGGGCAAUAGGGCUUCCCCCCACAUUUUCAUUUAGGGCCCCCACCUGCCGCUCUUGGAUGGGGGCCAAAGGGGAUCUAUGUCCCCCUUUUACUUUAAUAGCCCCCACUCGCAGGGGGAAGAGGGUGACGUCACUGUGUCCACCCUCCACAGGGUAGUUAACAGAUGCCCCACCAUGAGGCCUUUUAUUGAGGGGUGGGGGUUAUUUAUUUAUUUUUUUUUAACUGUGAGCAGCCACAGGCUGGUUUUCGGACCCCCCCAAAUACAGUUAAACUGCACAUUUUAGAGUGGAUUUUUAUUGUGGCCAGCCUAAGGCACACCUGUGCAAUAAUCAUGCUGUCUAAUCAGCAUCUUGAAAUGCCACACCUGUGAAGUGGAUGGAGCAAAGUUCUCACUAACAGAUUUGUGAACAAUAUUUGUGAGAAAUAGGCCAUAGAUAAAGUGUAAAUAGAAAGUCUUAGAUCUUCGAGUUCAGAUCAUGAAAAAUGGGGGCAAAAACAAGUGUUGCAUUUAUAAUCGUGUUCCGUGUUCAUAGUUUCUCCCAUCUGUAAACAUGGUGACUGCUUAUGCAUGCCUUGUACACUUCAGAUCAAACCAUGUAACUUUAUGUGUAUUCACUCUAUUGUGAGGAUCUGGACCAACAGAUUCUGCCAUUUCUUUGCCAUGGAAUGUUAAAUGCACAUCUUUAGCCUGAAAAGCUGUUUUUGAGCUAUGUAUCUGCACAUACGCAGCAAAUGUGCACCCUUAGUUAUGGAAAAAUUACUACUACUUUUAAAGGCACACUCCAUAAUAUAUUCUGUUUAUCAUAAACCCUUUGUAUAGAGAAAUUGCAUUAAAUACUUUUGCUGUACCUAAACUUGUUAUACUUGCAGUAUUUUAAAGGGAAACUGGAGUGUAAAGAGGACCAUUUUUCGAUUGUAAUUCUGUAGGUAAUCCAUCAAAAAAUGUUCCGCAGCGGCACUGUUUAGUGAGGCUGUCUGUAACUACAGGCGUAUCCCUUCCUCCGUAGAAAGAGCCAUUUUAAUCAGGAUGCUGUUCUAUGGACGAUAUGAUCUAUAUCUAUCUAAUAAAUUCUUCUAUCAGUAGUUUAUGGGAUAUGUAGUUCAUCCCCGAAGAGCCACACAAGUUGAGGGCCCUUUCUGUAAACUGAUAACUGCCAUAUCAUUGUUGCUAUGAAUCUACACAAAGCAAGGUUCAUAGUUUAGUAAUUUGUCUUGCGUAUAACAUAAGUUAGAACUUACAUUUUAAGAAAAUAAUAACAAAUACUAUAACUUAUACCUGGUUUUAAUAAGCAAAAGUUCUUACAUUAUUUUGUGUGUAUUUUAGUCCUAGUGUGAAUUUGCUUUUUAAAAAAUAAAUAAAGCUUUAUUACAUCUAACAUUCUGUUUGUUUUACCCUAGAAAACAAAAUAAGAGGAAGGAUAUUAGAAGAUCUCACUGAAUCACGCCUGAAUGAAAUGCAAAUUGAGUGAGUUGUGUUUAUUUCAUCUUAUUUGAUUAAAACUGUGAGAAAUGAGUCUGUAGUAUGAUUGCGCCAUAGCAUUUACUAUAUGCUGUAGUGAUUAUGGUGCUUGGUAGGUGUUCCUUUUUAAAUAUAAUACAGUGAUAUUUUCUUGUAGCAAUACAACUACCAGUAAUUUGAGCCUUAUGUGGGUGAUCAGAGCUUUUGAAUCAGUAAAACAAGAAAUGAUUUACACUAAAGCAUAAGUCUUAUUACAGGAAUACUUCAAGCACCAUAACCGUUACCGCGUACUUUACAGUGGCUUGACUUCUUACCUGGGGUCAAUUCGGGCACUGCUUCCCGCGUACACUAUCACCAAAAGACAUGACUUGACAUAAUUGCCUGGCACCAUAACUGCUGUAGUGGUUAUGGUGCUUUGAUUGUUUAUUUUGAUAUGUUUAAAACAGUGCCAAAUGUUUGGUUUGUAUUUUAUUUAGAUAUUUUUUUAUUUUGCUUUUUUUCUUUUUUUUUUUUCUUACAUGGCAAGUGAAAAAAACAAACUUUUUUAGGUUUUUACAUACUAAAACCCAAUAGGAAAGUUCAUAUGUUAACUAUGGUUCUCUUUCAAAAAUUUUUUAUUUAUUUAUUUAUUUUUUUAAAAUCUAGAAAAGGCUUGUUUAUUUGGUUGGGUUUUUUUUUUGUGUGUGUGUUCUUUCUACCUGUAAAUUCUAUUUUCAGGCCUCUGGGGUUGCGAUUGGAAUUACUUCGCUGCUUAAGAAUUCUGUGCCAGAACUCUCCUGAUAUAAAGAAGGUAUUUAUUAUCGUUAAACGCAUAACCUGCUCAGAGUGUAUUACAAAUGCUGAAGACAACGCUUGCAUUUUGUUAUGUUUUCCCACUGUCUAACCCUCAUACCAUCAUAACCAAAAAUUUGUGCUGUCUAUUCAAAUACCAUAUCAAUCUUAUUAUACCUGCUAUCAUUCUGUUUGCAACGGCUAUUGUGGCUGAGUAAGGUAUGUAUUCAUCUUCUUGGCUUAUAUCCCGUGGUGGUGUGUGUGUGUGUGUGUGUUUUUUUUUUUUUUUCUCCUCUUUUUAAAUUUUUUUUUUUCUAUUUUCUUUUAAAUAAACUGAUCUUUCGGCAUCUAUUUUAUUUAUUAUUUUUCUUAUUAUGUACAAAGCUUUCAUCACAUUAAAGGACAGCUAUAGGCUUAAUGAAGUGGUCUGGGUGCCAGGUCCAGCUAGGAUUAACCCUUUCUUCUAUAAACAUAGCAGUUUCAGAGCUAUGUUUAUAAUAGGGUUAAUCCAGCCGCUAGAGGCGCUUCUCACAUGCCAGCGUCCAUAGGAAAGCAUUGAGUGCUUUCCUAUGGACUGCCUGAAUGUGUGCGCAUUCAGCCGAUGACGUUGCUAUGGAGGAGGAGGCACUAUGGUGGUCCUUUAAGGUUCAAAACCGACACCCUUAACCCAAUGGCUUGAUGUCCCUCACACUUCAGAAAAAUAUAUGCUGAUGGUUCAUGAUAUGUCAUGGUGAUAAAUUGUCUGAGUGUCUGCCUGCUCUCUGGAGUCAGACUGUUAUUUUAACAACAACUACUCAACAUGUCUGCUCAGCCAAAUAAAGUGAACAUUUCUAAACAAAAAACAAUGUGCAUCAUUAAAAAACAUUAACUGAGACAAGUUGAGUAGGAGGAGAUACCAGCAAAAGAUACAAUGAAGGAGGAGAGAGAAAAUGGGUGCCAGGAGAGGACCGUGUCAUGGAGGGCAAAAUAGGAAAGUAUCCCAAAGCAGACUCUUGCUUUUGAUUGUCAGUGUAUGCAGUCAGACUUUGUUCAGCUGUGAGGUGCCUCUCCAUUACAUUCAGGGGUAGGCAACCUUUGGCACUCCAGAUGUUUUAGACUACACCUCCCAUGAUGCUGUGUCAGUACUAUGACUGUAAAAGCAUUAUGCGAGAUGUAGUCCAUAACAUCUGGAGUGCUGAAGGUUGCCUACCCCUGUAACUAAAUGUUUAGUGUCUUUUUUUUUAUUACAUUUUCAGUUUGAAAUGGGUGCAUGAUAUAGCCGAAUUGGAAAUAAGUGUGUUUGGUUUUUUUUGUUUUUUGGUUUUUUUUGCCACUGCAGAAUUUAGCUGAAAAAGCAAAGAUUGCCCAUGGCUGCCAUCAUCAAAGAUAACACAUGUGCUGCUUAUCUGCUUCACAUUACCUUGAAUCCCUUUUGUUUAUAUUCUGUCUAGCAGAUGGGGGGGGGGGGAUAAUCCUACUGGCAUAAAUUGUUUGAAUUCGGAUAGAUAAUAGUGUGGUUUUCCCAAGGUCACCAAGGAAUAACUUGUGAUUACAAGAUGACUCUGCCAGGAGUGUUUUCCUUCUUAAGAUCGCAUGUUCUGUUUUAUUAUGCCUUACCAAAGAGUUCCAGAUAAAAUAAGUUAUUUUAGUCAAUGGGAAUCUGACAUUGUUAAAUGUUUUUAUAGGGAUGACCUUUAAAUGACACAAAAACAAAUUUCCAUACAAAAGCAUGAUUUCAAGCUUACAGUUUAUAAACAAGUUUAAAGGGACACUAUAGUCACCAGAACUACAGUUUAUUGUAUUUGUUCUGUUGAGUAUAAUCAGUCCCUUCAGGCUUUUUGCAGUGAACACGGUCUUUCCUUAGAAAUGUUUAAGCAACAGCCUAGUGAUACCUCCAGUAGCCAAUCCUCAGGAGGCUGCUAGACGUGCUUCCUGGGGCAGUGCUGGACAGUGUGACUUUCAUUCAGUGUCUCCACCCAUGGAGACACUGAACUUUUUCUCAGAGAUGCAUUGAUUUAAUGGAUCUCUGAGGAGAUGCUUAUUGGCUAGUGCUGUUUGGCUUGUGCUGGCUCUUUCCCUGAUCUGCCUUCUUGACAAUCUUGGCUAACCCAAUGAGAUUACCAAUUCUGAUGAUGUCAGCCAAGGAGGCAGAUCAGGGGAAGAUUCAGCAGCAGCAAACUGGAAUAAAGGUAAGAGUUUACUAAAUUUAGGGGAGCCAGGGGGUUUAGUGUUUUGUUCCUGACCCUGUAGUAUUUAAAUGGCACCUGUAGUGCCUUUAAAAAGAGCAUGACGCUCCAUCUCUAUACUCUGUGUUGGUUGACUUUUUAAUCUUCUGGUGCUCUCUCCUUAUUUCUGAAGGUAUUCAAUGAUCCUAUACACGGCCAUAUUGAGAUGCAUCCUCUCUUGGUACGCAUUAUUGAUACCCCUCAGUUUCAGCGUCUUCGAUAUAUUAAACAGCUUGGUGGCAGCUAUUAUGUGUUUCCCGGGGCCUGUCAUAACAGAUUUGAACACUCCAUCGGGUAAUGUAUCUAUUCAUCUAAAUCAAUUUAUUACAAAACACUAGAUUUGUAGCAGCUGAAGCAGUUUUAUGAGGAAUUGGCACCUUCUAAUUGGUUAAUUGUUUUACCUUAUCCUGGUAAGUACAGGUGAAGAGUGUAGCAGCGGUUGUGUUUUCAUAGGCAUCAUUUCCAGAAUACAUUUGUGUCCUUGCAGAAUCCAGGUAUCAUGUGAAUCAAAUAUAGGCUAAAUCAGGAGUGCCCAAAGGGUAGAACCCCAGAUGAUACCGUGUCAUUCUAAAGACAUGAAAAGCCUCAGCUGUAGUUCUACAACAUCUAAGAGCUACCUUUUGUACACCCCUGAUCUAAACGUUACGUUUGAUAUAAACACACGAACAACAAUUGCAAGGCUUAAAGAAAAAGUCCAGACUCUGUCAAUAGCUUAUUUUGGUAAGUGUUAAGCUAUAAAAUUACCUCCAAGUUGAUCUCUAGAAUGUAAGCUCAUUGAGCAGGGCCCUCCACUUCUCUGUUCAUGUACAUCCAGUUGUCUGGUUACAAUUACAUGUGUUAGUCCACCCAUUGUACAGCGCUACAGAAUCUGAUGGCGCUAUAUAAAUAAUAAAAAAAUAAUAGUGCUUUUUUUUUUUUUCACGAGACGGCAGGGAUUUGUAAUGAAAUGUUAGUGUUAGCUACAUUGGCUGAAUUUUUUUAAAUUUGAUAUUCAGAGCACUAGUAAUUGUUUUUAUUUUGGGUGGGGUGGGGGGGGGGGGCAUUUGACGAAUAAAUCCAUUGGCAUCUAUGGAAUUUAUUGAUGAUAAUCACUUUGACAAACACUGUGUGUUGCUAAUUGAGGGUGUAUGUUCCCCCUCUUCAUUUUUUUUUGUCUGUGUCAGUGCUUUUGACAUGCUUCUAAAUACACUCUGCCGAAUAGAUAUAUUGAAAAACAGGUUUGCUGACCGCACCAUGAGAACAGCCAAGAGUUUUCUGUUAGUUAUGCUUUCCAUUGCAACAAAAAACAACUGCUGUUAUGGGAGUUGCAGCAGUUUCUGUAGACCUUCUGCUAGCAAAAUUGCUAAAACAACCUUGUUUGUGAUAUCAAGAUGAUGUCUAUAUGUUGAUGUUGAUAACAUCAGUGUUACUGGAUCAAAGCAAAACACUGCAGCUUUGGAAGGAUAGGAAAAUUUAAUUGGAUUUUAUAAAAUCAAACGAAUACUCAUUUUAAUCUUUGCAUUGUAAGCUCAUGGGCUGUCUUGCAAAGUACAUUGUAUAAAAUAACGUCCAUGGUUAGUUCUGAGCUCAUGUUCAGGGUUCUCUUCACCAGUAGUAUUUGUUUUAUUGUACUGUCUUUCCCCAAUUGUACAGAGCUGCAUGAUUUGAUGGUGCUUUAUAAAUGCCAGUAAUAUUUAAAGGAGAAAAUUAACCCUCUUUUAAAAUGAUCCAUUAUUAGUCCCAAAGUCCUUGUGACAACGUGUCGGGCUUUCCUGUCCGAGCCCUUUACUUAAUGAUUUGAUAAGAUGGAGUCUAACUGGCCUAUUAAGCCACCUAAGUACUGUAGUUGUAUAACAUGUAGGGAAAGACCGAUAAUCGGUUUGGCCGAUAUUCCGGAUUUUAGCAAAUAUCGGUAUUGGCCACUAUUGAUACCGAUAUUGUGAGGGGCCAGCACGUCUAUAAGGCGGCACAGGCUGCGCUUGGCUACACUACAAGAGCGAUAAUGAGCCCCUGCAGGGUGGGGAGAGGACCACUAAAGGACAGGGACGGUAGAGGUACACUAAAUAUUCUUGAAACCAAAAAAUUCUGACUGGCGUGUAUAUUUUGUGCAUUUACCUUUGAUAAAAAGACUACCAAAAAUAAGUAAUCAUGUUCAAUUAACAGUAGAUUUGUGUGUGUAUGUAUGUAUGUAUAUAUGUAUAUAUGUGUAUGUAUAUGUAUAUAUGUAUGUGUAUGUGUAUGUAUAUGUAUAUAUGUAUGUGUGUGUGUAUAUAUAUGUAUAUGUAUAUGUAUAUGUGUAUAUGUGUAUGUGUAUAUAUAUAUGUAUAUGUGUAUAUAUAUAUGUAUGUGUAUAUAUGUGUGUGUAUGUGUGUAUGUAUAUGUAUAUAUAUAAUUUUUAUUUCUUCAAAUGGUAAAUGUACAGAGUAUCGGUGAGCUAUCAGUAUCGCUUCCAGCUCUAAAAAAAAUCCAUAUCGGUCGAUCCUUAAUGACAGGAACAUAUGUAGCAUGCUGAUGCAAUUUAAGCUGGUCCUGUAACUGAAGCAGACGCUAAAGAGAAUGAAAUGGUUUAUUAAAAAAAUAUAUAUAUAUAUAUAUAUAUAUAUAUAUAUAUAUAUAUAAUUUUUUUUUUUUUGUAUUACAAAUAUUGGUUUAGGUACAAUAUGUUGCAGUGCUUAUGGUAUCUCUUUUUAAAUGUUGUGAAAUUGAGUCUUGUAAAGCCAGAUUUACAAGCCAAGCUAAUACUUGAUUUUUAUUUAUUUUUAAAUUUUGUGAGGUAAUGGUAGCCUCUAUAAUGAAAGAGGAGUUACUAGCUGGCCUCUGGCUGCUUGUUGUGAAUUGUGUAGACUGUAAUGAUAAGACAAGAGGGACUUGAUUACAGAAGUUCAAUUGGAGCACAAAAAGAUAACAAUGGCUAGCAUCUGGUUACUAGUCACUUGUCCUGUUUCUUGUCAUUAUGUUGUAAUUUGUCCCCUAUCUGCCUCACAGGCAUUGUGAGAAAAAAAAAAUUACACUGCACACAGGCUCUUUCAGAAGAAUCCUAAACAUUUAAAAAUGUGUUGUUUUUGUUUGUUUUGGGUUUUUUAGUACUAAAAUUUAAACUUUAAAUAAUAUCCCUAUAGAUACUUCAUACAUAUUUACACAAGGUCUGGAUCAGUUCUUUUGUUUCCCACAAAGGCUUGUGACAUUCAUGCAAUUCAAAAUUACUUUUAUCCCAUUCACCUCAAGGGGCGACACAAGUCUGCUGUGGUGAAUGUGUCAAUACCCAGUAACUGUAAACUCUAGAAGAGAGUUGAUGAUGAAAACUGAUGAUGGACUAAUACUUGGGGUCAAGAGAGGAGCUAAAAAGGUGGGAAAUGGGGGCUGUAGUAGUUUCAGUGCUGAUAGAAGCCAAAGUUGGCUUCAGCAAAUUUCAUGUGGGACACCAAAGAUCUCCGUUCAGAACUGUGUAGUUAUAGUAACCAGUAAGAUGCUAUGCUAAACCCUUGGACUCUAUCUUCUGUUAGAGGACCAGAAAAUGAGGAAGACACAAAGAACACCCAGUUGGAUGAAUGUGGAAACAGGUCUAUGUAUCCAUAUAAAAAAAUUAAGACCAUCCUAUACUGAUCUGCAAUUUUAUAGCUAACAAAAAUGUACUGGAGUAUUUAAAAGUUGUUCAAGUAUGUUUUAUGAAAAUUAAACUACAAAUUUAAAAAAAACAAGUGUUUCUCUAUAAUCAUUGCGUGUAUCUUUUGGACAGUGUUGGCUAUCUAGCAGGCUGUCUGGUGAGGUCAUUGCAUGAACGUCAACCAGAACUUCAGAUCAACAAGAGAGACAUGCUCUGUGUCCAGAUUGCUGGCCUUUGUCAUGACUUAGGUAACUAUCUACACAAUCUGUCAAUGCACAAUAUUUUGUACUAGAAGUCAUAUGGCUGUGUUUUGUGUAUAUAUUUUUAUUUUUUUCCCUUUUGUUUUGUGUCUAAAAUCCCAAAAAGCCUACACUAAUAAUUGCUAACAUGGUUUGCGUGUCUGUUUGUCCAUUUUAAUUGAAACUUUAUAUUUCUGUCACCUUUUCAGGUCAUGGGCCAUUUUCCCAUAUGUUUGAUGGGAGAUUCAUGCCACUUGCCUGUCCAAAGAGGAAUUUUAAGGUGUGUGUCCCUAUACUUAUUUUUAUUAGUUAUAUGUCUGGUUUUUGUUACAAAUUUCAGUGUAUCCUUUUGUGUACAUAUAAUUAAACAAAAAAAAUCUGAGGUCUUGGUAUUAUCCUAAUAAUGAGGCGAAUUAGGUCAGUGUUAUAGGUUUAUGCAAAUUUGGCAGAAUUAUUUAAUAUAACUAUUGACUCAAACAUUGACCUUAAAAGAGGCUUAGAAAGAGGCUUUCAUAUCCCUUAUCACAUUGUAAAUUGGAUUUAUCCCCCACCCCACACAUUUAUUUUGUCAUACUACAUAUUGUGAUAGAAGAAAAAAAAAAAAUAACGCAGGGAUAGGCAACAUGUUUUGGACUACAUUUCCCUAAUGCUCUUGCAGCAAUAAUACUGGCACAAUGUCUGUUGAGAUGUAGUCUGCAACAUCUGGAGUGCCGGAGGUUGUUUACCACUGCUCUAGUGUAUCCCUUUAAGAAAUGUUAAAGGAACACUCCACUGGAUUUUCACUGUAUAGUAGAGAUAUAUCUCCUGUCUCCUCUUCUAAAACAUGAAUACAUCUUUUUAUUUUUUGGGGUGUGGCUAUAUUGGAAAGAAAUAGUUUGCAAAAACUACGAGCCUGCUGUCCGGCCCUCCCAUUUAUCCCCUGCACAGACAAGAAGUCUGUGGCAGGCAAUUGCCCAAUCAACGCUUCUCAUUGGGGAAAAAACUGCAGUCUUCGCUUCCUAAUGCUUCUCAAUGAGCACUAGCGUACCUGCCACUUCCGUUGGCUCUAUGAACCUCACAAAAGCAGGUAUACACCUCCUCUGUUGUCUGUAUGACACAUGCAGCUGUUUCUACCCUCAACUAUAAAAGUUGCCAAUUUUUUGUAAAAUUAGCAUUAAUAUGAUUUUGUAUAUAAAAAAAAAAACAAACAAACAAAAAACAGACCCACACAAAGCACUUCAUCAAGCUUGAGUGUUCCUUUAAACCAUGUGUCUUUGCAAUUGUGCAGUAGCGCCUGUAAAGCAGGCUGGUUGCCUCAUUCAUCUGUUCCAUUUCUGCUUUCUGUCAACCUAUAUCAAGAGGAGAAAAAAAACUUCAAUUGUUCAGUAUUACACUGCAUACCAUAGAGCGCUUUUACGGCAUACAUUUCAGUGUUCUGAAUUUUGUGUUUUAUAAUGUUUCUUUACCCCCAGCAUGAAACUGCUUCUGUAAAAAUGUUUGACCAUCUCAUUGAAUCCAAUAACUUGGAGGAUAUAAUGACGAAACAUGGUCUUUGCUUGCCCGAGGACUUAAUAUUUAUAAAAGAGCAAAUUGCAGGACCUUUGUCAUCAGAAGAAGAACAACAUUUUGACUCCAGUCAGAAUAAUUCUUCAGUAAGUAUUUUUCUUGCACUCUUAUUUUUGGUUCUACUAGCAUCCUGUGUUUCUAUAUUUGCAUGUGGUUGGAAUUUAUCUGGGUGCUUGAUGUUAUUCUGUGUGGGGUUAUGUAUUUUUUUUUUUUACAGAAUGUAGUCAUUCUUGUUUUUCACAUCAUCACAUGAGAAUAUCUGGUUUGGUAGCAUAAUAUUAAGCACCUAUAGACCAACAGGUUUAUUCAAAAUUCAAAUAUUAAAGUAAUAAUUUAAAAGUGAAUUUAAAAAUUGAUGCCAGACUAGCUAAACUGAAAGCAUAGCUGACUUAGAAUUAUUUUUCAGUUUGGCUUUUUUGACCUUUAAAUUAUUAUUUUUUUUUUUUCCAAAGACCUUUUUUCAUUGUGAAUGCAAUAUACAAAAGACUUGUGCAUAGUAUCAACAGCAGCAAAUGAGUUCUAGAUUAACGGCAGUGUUAAUAGUGCACGUGAACCGUUACAUUCAGAGUUUGGUAUUUAACAUAGUAACAUAAGUAAAACUAACAAAUAUCUAAUAAAACUGUUUUCAUCAUAACAAGGUCAUGGACAUCAUUUAACAGUGACCAUGAGGUCACCAAAUAAACAUCUCACGAGGUAUGGUAUUGAUUCUUUUUUGAUCUGCCAUCACCUAUGCCGAGAAUCAUGCUGUGUAUUCCAAAGUGGUUCUCACCUUGGUCUCAAAGACAAAAUAAAUUUUCUGGCAAGGAGUUCUUUAUUUGGUCAGUGUCUAACCUAGGCUUCUCCAAACCCCGGCCCUCAAGAUGUUGCUGAACUAAAACUCCCAUGGUUCUCAGCCGAUCAACUUCAUUCAUAGAAUCAUGGGAGUUGUAGUUAAGUAACAUCUGGAGGGCCGGACUUUGGGGAAGCCUGGUCAAACCAUUCAAUUUUAAAUAUGAAAUUGAAUUUGGUUAAUAAUUGUAAAUUAGGUGCACUUUGCUGGUUACCUGUGUUAAUGUACUUUUUAUGCCUUGAAAAAACAUUUUAUGUUGGUUAAUUGAGUAUGAAUUCAGGUUAAUAUUUCACAUCUUGCAGUGGCCGUAUCGAGGACGAACAGAAGAGAAAUGCUUCCUUUAUGAGAUUGUCGCUAAUAAAAGAAAUGGCAUUGAUGUGGACAAAUGGGACUACUUUGCAAGGUACCUGCAAACCUUCUUGCUUCCUGCUUUCUUAGUUUUUUGUGCAACCUCCCAACUUCAUUUGAGGGUUCUUGGAUAGCCUGUAUGGACCACAGUCAUUUGAGGUUCCUUUCAAGAGCCAACCAUCAUAUCGUUAACGAUAAAAUAUCCAUACUUUUGCCCAUGUAGACAUUUAUUAUUUUAUUUCUUGAAAAGUAUUUUGUACCAUGACAUUUAAUUCACAAUAAUACUCCCUUUGUUAAUCUCCCUCCUCCCUCCCUCCCUCCUUUUCUUUCUUUCUUUUCUCCCCAUCCCAAAUAUAUGGCACCAGAGCUUCCUUUUACCUCUGCAAACAGGGUUUUGUGUGUUUUUUUUCGUUUUUUUUUUUUUUUUUUUUUUUUUUUCUUCCCCUCUUCUUGCAAUUAUGUCAGAGAGACAGAAGUUCUAGGUGCUCCCCCCCCACCUCCUCCCUUUCAUAUUGAACUGUUACAGUUCAUUGAGUAUCAUUGGAAUUGUGUGUACUUGCGUCUCCAGCACAGAGGCUUCUCAGUUUGACAAUCCGCAGGCACAGACUGAAUGUGUGGGCUGGGGAGAAAGGGGGUGACUUGUAAAAGCUGCAGAAAGGUCUGUAGCUUUUGCAAGAUGUUUUCAUACAGAAAACAUGCUGAUUAAAAAAAAUAUUAAAAUAUAUAAAUUGGAUUAGCCAUAUUCGUCCAGUAGACAAGAUGCCAAAAUACCAGAGUAUUGCUGUAUGCAAUGAUACCUCUUUUUAUUUUUUAUUGGACUAACCUAAUAUUUCACAGACAAGCUUUCAAGAGUUAUCCUCUCUUCCUCAGAUGUGACGCAAUACUGAUCAAUCUGAUAGUUUAACACUUAAAACAACUGAUGUUAGGGAAGGGUGGGGUUGAGUAGGGUGUCAUAAAUAGCAGAAGAUGUGCCUGAAAGUGUUGUGGAUGCAAAUGUUGAUCUUUAUAUUCAGAGGAAGCCUAAAUUAAGCCUCUGCCAUUUUAUUCAUCAGCUGGGUUUUUAUACAUUAAAAAGUAAGUGCUUAUGUGCAAAUACUCAUAGAACAGUAAUAGGAAGGGAGUACAGAUAAGACAUGGGGAUGAACGUCAUGUGCACAUAACAAAUAAGUUCCAAGAAAUAGAGAGCACAAAAAGAUUAGAGAAGAGACAUAUCAGGUGGGGGCUCUCUGCUCCCGGAACUAGACAUAUAUGGUCUUAAGUGUCGUGUUAAGCAUCAAGCAUUUCCUGAGUCCAAGUUAGCCAAUUUUAAUAAAGGAUAUCAUUAUGACACCUAUAAGCUUGAUCCUUGGAAUCAAGAUAAAUUCUAUCAGAAAAGUGAAAGGUGCAGGUUGGCUAAGAAUAGCCAGAAAAAAGUUAAUAAAAAGAGGAGUCAAUAAGCUAUUUUAAAAAGAAAACAAGAGCAUGAAAGUAUAUAGCUGCGCAUAUAUCUAUAUAGAUACGGUAGUUCCAAUAAAGGUGAAGUGCGAAUAUUGAAAGAACUAUAAGACAUUAAGAUGUGUUUAUAAAAAUUUGUGGUACUUUGUCAGAAAGCCAGAGUCUACAUUAAGUCCUUCGUUUUCUGGUGUUGAAAUGUGUGAUCAUUUUCAUCUCAAAUGUCUUUUGUUCAUGAGUCUUUGAAAUUCCCUUUAAGAAUUUUAAUCCUGAGGCUUUGGAUGGAGUGACCAGUCUGGGUGAAGUGAUGACCACCAGGGGUACAAUAUUUGUUUUCUUUGUGGUUCUUGAUUGUCUGUGAUUCAUUCUGAGAUGCAGCUUAAGGCCAGUUUCUCCAAUGUAUUAACCUUUUGUCACACUGUAUCAUGUAUACCACAUUCGCAGUUGUGCACGAAUAUGAUGAUCCCUUAAUGUUGUAUAAUUUGUUAUUGUGUCUUGCUGUUAUUGCCACAUAUAUGCUGACAGUUUGCAGAGUGAUUUGAAACUUUUUUUUUUUUUUUAGCUUUAAACAUGUAAAAAUAAAUUACAUGUCUAGAUAGUGUGUGUGUGUAUAUAUAUUCUCAUCAUAUGUAGAGUAUUUUAUUAAUAUAAUUAGAUAUUGGUAUUAAAAUACACUUAGAAUGACUUUCUAUAUAAAUACAAAUAACUGCGCGUAUGUAUUAUUUAUUUAAAAAAUAUUUUACCAGGAAAGAUACAUUGAGAUUUCUCUCGUUUUCAAGUACCGUAUAUACUCGUGUAUAAGUCAAUCUCAUGUAUAAGUCGAGUGCAGUUUUGUGACCAACAAUUGUGAAAUAUGCUAUGCCUCGUGGAUAAGUCGAGGGUAAAACUUGGGGCUAUGAAAUUCUGUGAUUUUUAGAAUUAUAUACACACACUCAUACAAACACACACUCCACAUUAUACACACUCAUACAAACAAUCUGCAUUCUACACACACACACACACACACUCUAUAUUAUAUACGCACACACUGUGUGUGUUUGUAUGAGUGUGUGUUGAAUACAGAUUGUUUGCAUGAGUGUGUGUGAGAGAACUGGGUGGGAGGAGGGCAUUUUUAUUUUUUUAUUUUAAUAUUUUAAGUUUUUUAUUUUUUUUAUUUAGUUUUCGUCCCCCCUCCCUGCUUAUUAGCUUACCAGGGAGGGGGGCUCUCACUCCCUGGUGGUCCAGUGGAUGGGCUGUGUAGGAGGGGGGGGCUGACAGUGAGCAGUUACUUACCUUCCUGCAGCUCCUGUCAGCUCCCUUCUCCUCCGUGCAGCUCCCACUGUAAGUCUCGCGAGAGCCGCGGUGUCCCCGCGGCUCUUGCGAGACUUACAGUGGGAGCUGACAGAGGAGCUGCACGGAGAAGGGAGCUGACAGGAGCUGCAGGAAGGUAAGUAACUGCUCACUGUCAGCCCCCAACAGGACCGCCGGGCUUGUAAUGAGCCCGGCGGUCCUGGUCUGUAUUAUGGCAAUGUAAAUUGCCAUAAUACAGACAUUAACUAGAGUAUAAGUCGAGUGGGGGUUUUUCAGCACAAAAAAUGUGCUGAAAAACUCGACUUAUACUAGAGUAUAUACGGUAUGUCCUGGGUCCACAAAUCAUUGCAUUGUUAAACUAGGGUACAACAAAAUACAAAAACAAUAUUAAUACACAAUAUAUACAAAAUUGAACAUAGAACAGGCAGGAAAUAUAUAAUCAAACAUGACGCGUGCAUUCUGUUUUGAGGUAUGUAGAGUGGUAUCUCUUAAAGGACUUUAGGCUUAGGGAAGAUUUUAAAUUGUGCGGGAGGUUGUUCCACAAUUGCGGUGCUCUAUAGGAGGAGGAUCGGGCCGCUUUCUUUUUGUAUUGAGGUAGACUAAGUAAAGUGCUUGUACUGGAUCGGAGCUUAUAGGAAGUGGGAACAGCUGGGGAAAGCAUUUUGUUCAGGUAGGGUGGGAGUUUCCCAGAAAAGCUCUUAAAAACAAGGCUGGAAAGAUGAAGGGUGAGUCUGGAUUCCAGCGACAGCCAGUUUAGUUCUUCUAGCAUGUCACAAUGAUGUGUCCUGUAAUUACAUUGUAGCAUAAAUCGGCAGAACGAGUUAUACAAUGUGUUGAGUUUAUUAAUGUGGCAUUGCGAUGCAGAUGCAUAUACUACAUCCCCAUAAUCAAUGAUUGGCAUCAGCAUUUGCUGUACAAUCUUUUCCUUUACUGUAGGGCUUAGGCAGGCUUUGUUUCUGUAUAGGGCACCUAGUUUUGGAUAAAGUUUAGAUGCAAGCUUUUCUAUGUGCAGACCAAAAGAUAGAUUGGGGUCUAAUAUCAUACCCAAGUAUUUGAAAGCGUGGACUGCAGUCAGUGUGCCAUUUGAAUUUGUUUUGAUGGAUAGGUGGAAUUUGUGUAAUUUAGGUACUGUUCCAAAGAUCAUUGUGACAGUUUUGUCAGUGUUCAGGAAGAGUUUGUUUUUUGCGAUCCACUUUUCUACCUCUGUAAACUGGUCUGGGAGCACAGCCUCAAAUUGCGGUAGAUUGGAUUUGCUCGCAUAGAUUACCGUGUCAUCUGCGUACAUGUGUACAUUUGAGGAUUGGCAGACAUAAGGCAGAUCGUUUAUAAAUAAUAUAACUAGUAGGGGGCCGAGAAUGGAACCCUGGGGAACACCACACGUGACUGGGAGAGAGAGGGAGUCACUGUCAGAAAUGGACACAUAUUGGGAGUGAUCCGAUACAUUCGAUCGAAACCAGUUUAGAGAAUGAUCACCAAUACCUGAGUUUUAGAGUUUGUGCAGUAGAAUAUCGUGGUCUACUGUGUCAAAGGCCUUAGCAAAAUUUAUUUAUAUUUAUUUUUUUAAACAAAAAUCUGCACACCAGUCAAGCCAUAAGACUUUCUUUUUCCACAGAAAUCACUAACUUGCAGUGAUGUUACUACCGCAAAGGAUUCUGGGUGGGCACAUGCAAAUUAGUUUAACAAAGAAUCACAUUUUUGCCACAUUCCAUUUUAAACAUGGAUUCUUUUAAAUCUGUGUUUGCUGUAUACAACAGCUUUGAAACACAACUUAGGGGGUUUUCAAUCACAAUUUGUUCCCCACCAUAAACUUUUUGUUUUUUGCUUCCCAAGCACUACAAAGCCUCUAAGUAAAACAGUAACCAACCUCGUGCUGAUAAUUUGCAUUAACAAUGAAACUGCUGUCCAUGAGUGGUUUACUGGCUUUGCAUCUUUUCCUAAGUUGUUUCAAAGCUGAGAAAUGGUCAUUACAGAGACCGUUUUCAGCUUUACCUCCAGGGCAAGAUUAACGGCCUUAAUAGGUCUUGCUAGAAAGCCCUAGAAAUCUACAGUGAAAUUAGGAGGCAAAAUUUCUGUCUAUUUCAGUAUAAGUAGUGACAGAACAUUGUAAAAGUGCAGAAAAGUUUUGUGUUGUUGAAGCACUGUGCAAAAUGUUUAUAUUUAGUCUUUAACCCCUUAAUGCCGUUACGGCGUUCUAUGCUGUCUCGCAUUAAAUGGGCUUUAAAGCCAUUGCGGCGGCGUAACUGCUUAAUCUCCCAGGAGCUCGGUGGUACUAACCUCCACCGUGAUCCUCUUCGGGAGGACUGCCUGACAGCCCAGACAGCCCUCCUCCGGCAAAUCAGGCCCUGGAUCUGCCAGCAGGGGAACUGUCUGAAAUGUCAGACAGUCCCACUGCUGGUGGGAAGUGUAAAAAUAAAAAAACAUAUAUUAGACAAGUUUUAAAUAAGUGUGUGUGUGUGUGUUUUUUUUUUUUUUUACUUUUUUCACACAAACAAAAACAAAUAUGAACGCUAACUUUGGCCAGUGUUUGUGACUGUGUCUACUGUAAAAGACUGGACAUACCCCACUUGCAAUACCUUGGGUUGUCUACGUUUGCAAAUGGUACGCCAUCAUGGGGGGUAAAUCUCAUUCCUGGGCUACCACAUGGUCUCAAAGGCAACAUAACCAGUCGGGCAAAUUUCAAUUUGAAAAAAUCUGAAAAAUGGAAUGUGCUAUAUUUGACCCUUUAACUUCCCAAAACACUGCAAAAACUGUUAAUGGAGGGGGUACUGUUGUACUCGUGAGACUUUGCUGAAUCCAAAUAUGUGUUUGUUUUUUUUGUUUUUGUUUUGUUUUUUUUUGCAGUUAAAGCUAACGGUAUUAUGACAUUUACAGCUAAAAUGUCUACAAUUUUUUUUUUAAAUCUUCAUUUCUCAGUUUUUUUAAAUUUUAUUCAUAAUAAAUUGUUUCAAAUAUGAAUAGUUAAUGAGAAAUUAAAGCCCAGUUUCUCCUGAAUAAAAUGAUAUAUAAUAAGUGUGGGUGCAUAUAAUAUGAAAGAGGUGAAUUACGGUUGAACAGACAUAUAGCGCAAAUUCCAGUUUUUGUUUACAUUUUGUUUUGAUCAGAACGUGUACUAUUGACUCCGUCCUGAAGGGGUUAAUAUAUAUAAUUGUGUUUGGGUUUGUUUUUUUCCUUAUGACCGUGAAUAGCUCACUUGUUGAGCCUGAAAUCAGUUGUUGGAAUAAGCUAAAAGUGUUAAAUUUUCAAAUAAUUAACUAGAGUUGCACUCUUGUGUUUUUAACAGGGACUGCCAUCACCUAGGCAUUCAAAAUAACUUUGAUUAUAACAGAUUUCUCAAAUUUGCCCGUGUUUGCACAGUUGGAAACAAGAAACACAUCUGUACCCGAGACAAGGUAAAAUAUUUUCAUUUAAACAACUUUUCUAAAUGUGUUGUCUGUUUUUUGUGAAAAUAUAUAAAAAAAAAUUAUUUUUUUUGGUCUUUCAAAUGCACUUUGCCAAUUUCAUGUAUUAAUUUUUUAUUUUUUUUCGCAAUAGGAAGUUGGGAACCUGUAUGACAUGUUUCACACGCGCAACUGUUUGCAUCGAAGGGCAUACCAGCACAAAGUUGGCAACAUCAUAGAAACAAUGUAAGUGGAAAUAAAGGUUUUAUUUGACAUAUUUUACAACACUGGUUAGUGAAACCUCAGUUGUUUGAAUGUAAGAGCCACAUUCUACAAUUCAAUAAUCUAGAUUGGUGGUGUAGUGCUCACCAGCUAGCCUGCUCCCACAUGAUUAGAUAAACAUGCAGCCUACUUCCUGUGGUUACAAUGUGAUAGAGAGAAGCUGAAAUGUCUUCAGAGUUUGCUUGGUGUCAUGUACUUGGAAGCUGAAGCAAUCUUCACCACUGCUGUCCUGCUGCUGACUUAAUGUGUAUACAAAACAUCCCUGCAUUGUAGCUGUAGAUUUAAUGUAAUAAACUGUUAACCAACGUUCAGGUGUAAUGAUGAGAAGGCAAGAGAGACCGGAGUUAUUCAAUAUUCUGGCUUUGUUCUCCUUUACAAUUUUUAGAUGUUUUAUGUGGUUUUUUUUUUAAUUGCAAUUUUACCUAAAAUGAGCCGAUUUACAGGAGUUACCUUGACUGUUUCUGUUUUGUUUUACUAGGAUUACAGAUGCUUUCCUAAAAGCUGACCCACACAUCAAAAUAGAGGGCUUAGACGGCAAAUUUUAUACUAUCUCUGGGUCUGUGGACGACAUGGAGGCAUAUACUAAGCUCACAGGUCGGUUAUUUAAAAGGAAACCCAAUAUAAUUGAGUAUAUUUCAGAGAGCAAUCUACCUGGACUGGUAAAUAGGAUCUCUCCAAAAUGUGUCUUGUCGUCUGCUGUAAAAUUAUUUUUAGUGUUCAGUGUAAAGAUGAGCUUGUAACAGGUUAACUGCACUAUUUUCAGAUAACAUUUUCCAGCAGAUACUUUACUCAAGCGAUCCCAAACUGUCCGAAUCCAGAGACAUCCUACGCAAAGUAGAACUCCGCCAGUUGUACAAAUAUGUGGGGCAGACACAUCCUACUUCUAGCAACAGGAUAAAACCGGUAAGGCAAUAGUGUCACCAAUGGCACUUAUUCUUACCUUCCACAUAUUGAAGUGUCAUUAUUGUAUAAUGAAAUUAUUCAUGGGUGAACCCCAGAUUGUCUGCAAUUAUAAUUUAAAUUUCUCUAAUCUCCACAUCAUCAGAGAGGCAGUUCAAUGGAUAGAUAUUAGGCUCCUGGUCUUGUGGUAACUAACAAGGGAACACCCAAGGUGCAGUUAACACCUUAUAUUUUUAUGUCAAUGGAAAGGUUAGUGCAAGUGUGUUUUGCAAAACGUGAGUCCACGUGCAGAGAAGUUGUAAGGUGUACAGCCUUGAAUGUACUUAAAAUUAUGUGAAUUAAAGUAUAUAAAUUAGUGUGUGUGUGUCCGGUAUAUGUACGAAUAUAUGAAAAGUUACUUUAAGUUUUUAUGGUGAAAUUGAGAUGCAGUUCUAUAUACUCUGUAAAAAGUUUCACCAGCAGAAUGCACAUUUGUAUGGUGUGUGUGUGUGUAUAAGCAUAAUUUGCUUUCCUUCCUAUUUGCUUGGAUCUAAUAUUUUGUAAUUUCUUCAUGCUGAGCAUAUGAAAAUUGUUGCUUUGUAUAUAGUUGACAUCAAAGGAAUUGCUUUGAUUAGUCAAUUAUUGCUCCCACCUGAUGCACAUAAAAAUGUACAUGUAAUGGAGCAGUGCACAUUAUAUGUUGCCCAUCACUGUUAAGUGACAUGUAUCAAGGAUCCCAUGUAAUAUCUGGUAAUGACAAUAUUUGUGCUCAAUAUCUAAAGUUAGGGAGGGGGUGUGGGUGUGUGUUUUAUUUCUUGUUUGGUUUGUGAGCACUGUGAAAUGCAGGACGCCUGAAUUAAAGGGACAUGCAUCACUUGACAUGAUGUGUAUAAUCACAUUCUAAACUUGGCUUGUGCGGAAAGAAUAUGAAAUAAGCAGGUAAAUAUGAAAAAAAUAAUCAUUCGGUUUGCAGAGUGAGGCAAUUAUCUUUUAAAUCGGAUAGUUGUAUCAUGCAUGUCCCUUUAACAAGCUAGUAUUAGUUUAUAUAUCCCAAGUUGCAGAAACCAUUUCCGGUGUAUAUUCGCAGCAGUAGUGUGUUUUAUUUUUAUUUUUUUUUAUUUUAUUUUUUUCUUUUGGUCGUGCAAAGUAUAUACACUAUUGAGACAAUCAUGGUGUGAUUUUACACAGAAAAUAAAGUGUACAUACAGGGAUCAGCACCUAUGGGUACUGUAGUAACAGUGCAUAUUAGUGGAACAGUAAGUGAGUAGACUAUAUGCAUAGGUAGUAGGACACCCCCCCCCACCCCCAGGAGGCCCUUCAGUGAGCUAAAUGAUCCAUGCUGAAAAAUGAGACUGGUCUUCUCCCAUAGCCUGCAUUAACUUUGAGUGUUGAGUCCCAUCUUCGCCACAUAUGGUAAGGCCCUCCGCUUUACACUUUGCACCCAGGUCAGCCUAUGUCCCGCUUGGGUGAUCCAAUCCUGAGCCCAGCAGCCCGCUCGAGUAGAUACCAGCGGUGGUGCGAUCAGACUAGGGCAUAACUAUUAGAACCUGCAGGAUUCUUCCAGGCAUCAUAACCCAGAAUAGCUUGGAAUAUGGGCCAUUCAGGGACCUCAAAUCAGGCCGUGGCUGAAAGCCGUGCUUGGAUAUAAAUGGCAAGUUUUUGCAAUGGAGCCCAGUCACAUCAGUGCACAGUCAAGUAGGUUUGCGUGCAGACGGGAGACGUUGCUUUCUCCAGUGCCAUUUGCAAGCACCCUUUGGUCUGGGUACUGUUGUCCGUGUCGGGAGCAUGGAGAUGGCAUCUCAGGUAAGUACUCUUCUGCUGUAUGUGUCGCAGCCUGCUGCAUUCUGAGUGCCAAUUUUUUCCAGAAAGCAUCAAAGGUGCUUUUCAGCCUUGCCAGGAUAUUGGGCUUUUCCUCAGUAUGGUUGGGAGUGCUCAUGGCGUCCGCUAUUGUGCGUGACCCUGAUUCUGCAAGUUGCUUGUGUUGACCCGUCGCUUGCAUCCUGAGGUGGACUGGGAUCACCUCCAGCAGUUCGGGGGGGUAUGAUGUCUGUGGAUCCGCCGAUGAAAGGAAGAGAAGAGCGGGCCAUCUAUCACCAGUUCCAUCACCUGCAGGCCGUGGCUAGACACCUCAGACUCCCAAUUACCAAAAUACUAGUAUCGGUGAUUAUGAUCGCUAAAUCGGCAGAUACCAUGGAAGUACAGUGAGCAUGCUUCUGUUCAGCCCAGCAGGUCAGGUUCUGCCUUCUAAUUUUGUGUAAUAAGACUCCUUUGUUUCCUACAGCAUAAUGGAUACAAAGCUAAUUUUAUAACCGAGCAGUGCCCUGGCUGCCCCAAUAGUAAGGAGUCAAACUUUUUUUUUUUUUUGUGCUAGAAGUUCCUGCUUUUGUUAGCUCUCAUGUCAGAAGCUCUGCACCCCCAGGCUUAUCUAGGGUAGCUUCCUUUGCUCCUGUAGCUAUAGUAGAGGUAGGGAGCAUUACACUGCAUACUGUCACGAUACUUGCCUGUUCACCGUCGAACCACUUCCAUUCAUAGGUUGCACGGGCCGAAUGCACUGUUCAGCUAUGCGGCCUUCCUCACCAGACGCACCUCACCUUCCUCAGACGCUAAUAUACUUAUUCGUUCCCCCGUCGACGUCAAACCUCUCUUUCCCUCAGUUCACACGGACUGAAUGCAUUGAUCGGCCGCUCCGACCUCACUUCUAGAAAUUCAGAUGCUGCCCGGUUGAAUGGCAAAUCUUUAUAUAAUGCAUUUGUCUAACGUCACAUCAGGUCUUGGUGUCCUCACCCAGGCGACCCCAUUCUCGUACUUCUUGGAGUUCCAUAUAUGAAUGUGGGCAAAUGAAGUUAUGUAAGCCUAUAUAAUGCUUAUUUAGGCCCUUAUUCAGUGUCCUAUUGUGGUAUCUACCUUGAUACUGGUAUAGUACGUUUAGUAAGUCUCUCUUGAAUUUAUGAUAUUGACCCUGGCUUCUUUAUUGUCUUGGGGAACUUCUGGAAUCCGGACCUUGCUUUUGUUUGUUCUUUUAUCCGUAUUUCUAUCAUUCUGACUGUUGCUAUUUCUGACCUUUUUUUUUUUCUGUCCUGAAAAUUUUAAUAUUAUGAUGGUGGGGGGAAAGAGGAUUCAUCUGCAAGCAAUACGUACUGUUGAUGAUCCAUUGUGCAAGUAAUUUCGACAGAAAAUCAGUGUAAAAUAUUAACAUAAGUACAAAGUAAAAUAUUACAGAUACAAUCGCGCUUUCAAGAGCUAUACAUUGCUCUGUCUGUACUGACUGCUUUCGGGGUGGAGGUGCAAGGUGCAUUGUUCCCUGGAAGAAUAUAAAACUGAAUAAGAUAUGGUGAAGCAUAUCCAUGGAAAUAAAAUAGAGGAUGCAUGUACACUCAUAUUUAAUAGGGAUUAUUUUAGCCUUAGUGCAAUGGCAAUGAGCAGAACAAAUCCCUCCCUGAGAUGUGUAGAUUCUGGAUAGCUUCAGAUGUGAAACAUGCACAUAAAACACAAAACCAUAUAGGGUACACUGUAGAGCGUAGCGUAUUAAGAAAAAUAAAUGGCACAUUCACUUCUUACAGUGUGCUGAGCACUCUAGUGCUCCGUUCCGUAGGCAUAGGUGGUACCAUCCCAACCAAGGAUGUUAAUGAGCAGGGUAGGUAGGAAAAAGUGUAAUCCAAAAAAAGUAUAAAACCAAUGUUCACAAAUUAUAAAAUACACCGCUAACGUUUUCACUUUAAACCAGCUAGCUUUCAAAGUGUAGUGUAGUGCAUUAGUCUUCUUAUACCUUUUAAAAUGUUUUGAUACAAGAGUAUUCAUUUAAUUAAUACAAUUGACCAUAUAUUUAAAGUGCAAUUUUGGAGCAAGGUGUUAAAUACAGAACAAUCGUCAUGGAAACAAAUGGAAUGCAAAACAAUUCACCUUGAUUCCAAUGGAUUGUUUCGAAUGGUUUUUAGACUUUGCAACCAUUUCUUUUGAACUUUUUUUUUUUUUUUAAUAAAUAUAUAUAUUUUUAUUUGUUUGUUUUUCAGGAUGAAUAUGAUUCUUUACCAGGUGACUUGGCUAAUUCGAUUCCACAAACAUCCAUAAGUGAUGUUAAACUUAAUCCAGAAGAUUUUGUUGUAGAUGUAAGUAUGCCACACAUCAACAAAAUGGGGUUUGGCUGCUAGUUGAAAGACUGUCCAAUAUUCAGAGCUUCAUCCUCUAGCAUACAAACCAAAUG